Poecilia reticulata (guppy) is the source of this 2408-nucleotide messenger RNA. RefSeq names its product solute carrier family 25 member 28 (gene slc25a28). Gene Ontology annotation, biological process: iron import into the mitochondrion. The record is from RefSeq and is a predicted model, not a curated record. Gene Ontology annotation, cellular component: mitochondrial membrane. Lineage: Eukaryota; Metazoa; Chordata; Actinopteri; Cyprinodontiformes; Poeciliidae. Gene Ontology annotation, molecular function: ferrous iron transmembrane transporter activity.
CUUCCUCAUCCCGCUGUCUGCUCUGGAUUUAGGUGUGCAGACUCCUCGUCCAGUACGACUUCCCCCCUGCUGGGCUCUGUUUGGAAACGACAGAGGCGGGGACGGAGAGUCGUAACACAGGAACGAGGAGUCCCAAGGGAAUGUGAAAGUCAAGGCCUUAAAUCCCCGCGAUAAGACUUUACGUACCGCCGCGUUUCUCAUGGAAACAGAUGGAUUUGUGAGGAAGCGUCGGAUGACAGCGGAAACCGCAGGCGGUGAUGCCGGGGUUGCAGGAGCCUCAGCUGGGGCAGAAGUUCGAUGGCUGGGGGGCAGAUUCUGGGGAGUUUCAGAAAGUAUUGUUAGCAGCCUGACGCCGCGUAUCGGGGGAGAAUCGCAGCUGCAAAGCGUGGACGUUGUCUGCGAGGCUCAGGAGGCACAAGCAGAGGACUCGGAACCUGACUAUGAAGGUCUGCCACAGGGAGCAUCUACUAGCACCCACAUGUUGGCAGGCGCCGUGGCGGGGAUAAUGGAGCACUGCCUCAUGUUCCCCAUCGACUGUGUGAAGACAAGAAUGCAGAGUCUCCAGCCUGACCCCGCAGCGCGCUACAAGAAUGUGAUGGACGCUCUUCGCCGGAUCGUAGCCACCGAGGGAGUCUGGCGACCGCUAAGAGGCCUGAAUGCGACGGCCAUUGGCGCCGGGCCCGCUCACGCUCUGUAUUUUGCCAGCUAUGAGAAACUCAAAAAGACUCUAAGUGAUACCAUUCAUCCAGGCGCUAACAGUCAUUUGGCUAAUGGAGCAGCUGGUUGCGUUGCCACAUUGCUUCACGAUGCAGCCAUGAACCCAGCAGAAGUUGUGAAGCAGCGCAUGCAGAUGUUUAAGUCGCCCUACCGGGGCGUGUUGGACUGCGUCGGCGCCGUGUGGCAAAGGGAGGGUCCCGCUGCCUUUUACCGCAGCUACACCACCCAGCUCACCAUGAACGUGCCCUUCCAGGUGCUCCACUUCAUGACCUACGAGUACCUCCAGGAGCUGCUCAACCCUCACAGACUAUACAACCCCUCGUCCCACAUGGUGUCCGGGGCUCUGGCCGGGGCGAUCGCAGCGGCAGCCACCACGCCUCUGGAUGUCUGCAAGACCCUGCUCAACACCCAGGAGUCUCACACCCUCAGCUCCGCCGGUCAAAGCCAGGGAGCCCACAGACAGAUCUCAGGCCUGGUCCACGCCUUCAGGACGGUUUACAGGCUGGGCGGCCUGCAGGGCUUCUUCAAGGGAGUGCAAGCGAGGGUCAUCUACCAGAUGCCCUCCACAGCCAUUAGCUGGUCUGUUUACGAGUUCUUCAAAUACGGACUUACUAAGCACCAGCACAACAAUAUGAGAAUCCAACAUAUCAAGGGCGAGGUGUAGAUUUCCUACGGGUUUAACCUCCUCUCUUAAUACAUCAGGCCUCGCUGUGGCCACAUACGCACAUACAACCAGACGAAAUAUGCCUCAGUCGUCCUGAUCUCCUCAGACAGAGCAGAUAAGAAAGACACCUUCUGAACCGUUUUUAGUCAUUUUACAUCUGUUCACCAUUUCUGCCAUAGGAUGCAACUUUUACACAGUAUUUUCAAGUGUCAUUAAUUUUAAGUAAUCCCUUUUAUUGAAGCAGAACACGCAUGAAGAAGAGUUUGGCAGUCAGCAGUGGUUAGUCAUAACCCUCUGUCCAGGGUUUACUUUAUGAAACUUUGCAGUAAAAUUCAGAUAUAAAAACAAUCAGAUCAAGCUUUUCAGAUAACACAAGUCUACAUUACAUAUUUGGAGUUUAAUGUAGAAAUAAAACGCCUCCAACUAGAAAAAUAGGUUAAAAUUGUUAUGUUGCAUAAACAUACAUCAUUUAUAUGUUCAGGUUGUGUUGAAAAAGCCUCCUGAAAAGCAUCUGAAUGCAGCUAAGUUGUUAAUUUGCAAAGAAGAUUCAUUAUAAAAAAUAUUGAAUAAUACCGCAAGAAGCGACAGUUUUAAUGACGGGGUCAUAAUAUUUCAUGAUCGUAAAAUAAGUCUUAAUUUAUUAUUUAUGUCAGUAAAAAAAUAGACCCAGUGCAGAACUUGGCAGACAAAUACCCUAAAAAUAUAUACCUUAUUUGUUUAUAAUUAUUUCGUUCAGAUGUUUCUUCAAUCAAAUGUUGUUGUUUUUUUUUUUCCCCUGCUGGUAAAAUAUGUAAUAACUGGUCUGUUUUCAGCUUUUCUUGAACUACUGAGGUUUGAUGUUUGUGCGCUUCAUCAGCAGGAGUUUUGUUCUUACUGCAACCAAAAGAGGAGCUGAAUUCAUAACAUUUCACACACCCAACCCGAAGCUGUCGCUCUUACUUGCCGAUGUCUGUUUCCGACACUGAAUUGCACUUGUUCAAUAAAACUUCAGCAGAGGGGCUCUGCUCACUGUUCAUAAAAGAGAAAA